UUUUUUUGCUUUAGGCCUGUGGUUCCUCCUCUGCCACUGGUCAAAAGGAUACAGAGAAAAAAGAGACUAUUUGUUCCAACCUCUGUCGGUUCUGAAGAAGAGCCCUACCAGACUGGAAACGUUAAUUCCGUUUCUCCCUCCACACAAAGACCACAGUGACAGUCCCCUCCGGUCCGUCACUAAUCCCCUCCCCACGGACCGGAAGUGGCGUGUGGUUUCCGCUGGAGACGGUGUGUCCGCCCCUGUUUCCUCCCCCCGCCGCGCGGCUGCUGUCUCUGUCUCUACAUUCUCGAUCUGGUCUCCAUGGCGGCCAAGCGAAAGCAGGAGGAGAAGCACCUGAAGCUGCUGCGGGACAUGACAACGCUGCAGCAUAACAGGAAAUGUUUCGACUGCGACCAGAGAGGCCCGACCUAUGUCAACAUGACCAUCGGCUCCUUCGUCUGCACCUCCUGCAGCGGCAUCCUACGAGGGUUGAAUCCUCCACAUAGAGUCAAGUCAAUCUCCAUGACCACAUUCACACAACAAGAAAUCGAGUUUCUUCAAAAACAUGGUAAUGAGGUCUGUAAACAGAUUUGGCUGGGAUUGUACGAUGAAAGAUCAUCUAUUUAUCCAGAUUUCAGAGAUCCUCAGAAAGUCAAAGAUUUCCUGCAGGAAAAGUACGAGAAGAAGAGAUGGUUUGUGCCAGCUGAACGGGCCUGGGCAGUGGCAGCAGCUCAUGCUUCUAUUUCCGGGUCGUCUGCUAGCAGUGCAAGUAGCACGCCUGAAGUAAAACCAGGAAAGUCGCUUCUUUAUGAAACCACACAUUUGAACAAAGGAACACCAACCCAAUCCCCAGCAGUGAGUCGCUCUCAAGGAUCUCAACAAGAGAAGAAAGUGGCUCCGUUUGAUCUUCUUACUGAUCUGGGAGGGGAUAUUUUUGCAGCUCCUCAGUCUGCACCCCCUUACUUUACAAAUUUCACACAUUUUAACAGUCACACAGCACCAACUCCUAUGAAUGUAGAUUUUGCAAACUUUGCGUUUGGAAGUUGUAAUACUUCUGAUAAUUUUGGAGGUUUCUCCUCAGCAAGUCUGCCACCUUUCCAGUCCAACAGUACAGUCUUCAGAGCUCUAUCAUCAGGCAGCAGUUUUGGUGACUUUGCCUCUGCUUUUCCUCUCCCAGCCAGCCACAGUGGAUCCGCUGCGUCAACAAAUGCUAAUUUUGCAAAUUUUGAUAACUUCCCAAAAUCUUCUAGUGCUGACUUUGGAGCUUUCUGUUCCUCUGGGAAUGACACAGCUAUAAACAAAGCACAUGCUGUUACUCAGGAUAAAUAUGCAGCUCUUGCUGAUCUGGAUAAUGUUUUCAGCAAUAGUACCUCAACACAAGGUGGAAGUAGUCAACUGACUAGUUUCAGCUCAACAACUGUUGGAUCAUCUGUGAUGUCUGCCAAUCAGUCAAACUCCUCAGCAAACAAGUAUGCAGCACUAGCAGAGUUAGAUAAUGUCUUUAGCUCUCCGUCAACCACUAGUAAUGUAUCUAGCACAAGCAGUGUGUUUGGGACAGUACAAAGUGCUACAGCAGUACAGACUCAUCCUGGAGCCAGUGCUAUACCUGCAGCAUUUGGUGCAGCAACUAAUCCAUUUGUAGCAGCUCCUGUUUUGCCAGCACCUGCUACAAACCCAUUCCAGACUAAUGGGAGAACUGCAGUAAGCUUUGGAACAGCGUCAAUGAGCAUGCCAACAUUGUUUGCCAGUCCAGCAGGAUAUACCCUUCCCACCAGCUUUAGUGGUGGCUUCCAGCAGCCUGUCUUAUCUGGCCCUGUGACCUUUCCACAGCAUUCAGCAUUUCCACAGCAACCAGUUGGUGGAGGGUUUGGUUCAUUCGGGCAACCGAAACCGAUGGUCAUGCCAUAUGGUCAACCAAUGGCAGCGUCGACAGUGUCGAGUAAUCCCUUUCUGGCCGGAGCUCCAAUGGGGCAGUUUCCAACAGGAAGCUCCUCAACCAACCCAUUCUUAUAGCCCAUUCAGUUACUGUCAGGAGUGUGAUGUUGAUGCGUGACGUCUCCAGAUCUCUCGCACAGUUGUGUUGUUCACUGAUCUUAGCUUUAAUCAGAAGAGUCUCUAAAGCCUGUAUUUUAUAUAAUGGGGUGAUAUUUGAAGAAAGGAAGGACUUUCCAUCCGUCCUUUAUUUAACCAUUAUUUGGUAAGAAGGUUCAAGAUGUAGCCAUAUCAUGUAUAUUGAAAUGGGUUAAUGUUUAAGUUAUUGCACUUCUUUCAUUGCUCUGCAGUACUGUACAUAUUUUUUUCUUAGAAAUUAGCUAGUUGUGCAGAUCAGUAUUUGUAAUUUAACACAUUUAUGUUAAUGUGAAAUGUUACUGAGCAGAAAGAAUCGUAAUAAAGUUGCUGUAUCUAUAAGGAUGAAAUUGCUGUAACAUUGACCUUUUAAGUUCUAGUUUUAGAUAAACUCGGUUAUUCAUUUGGUGACUGAAAAGGAGAUUUUCUUUCUCAGAGGAAAAUUCUCUUAUUUAUAUUCUGAGUAUGUAGAAAACUGCAUCUCUGCCUAAUAAAGAAAAUCAUGUUUUGCUACAAAGUUUGCAAUUGACAAAAUAAAUACAAUAUUAGUAAAAAUCUCCAA
Chiloscyllium plagiosum (whitespotted bambooshark) is the source of this 2611-nucleotide messenger RNA. It is a transcript of the gene agfg1a, whose product is annotated as ArfGAP with FG repeats 1a. Gene Ontology annotation, biological process: spermatid nucleus differentiation; intermediate filament organization; acrosome assembly. The record is from RefSeq and is a predicted model, not a curated record. Gene Ontology annotation, cellular component: cytoplasm; membrane; cytoplasmic vesicle. Gene Ontology annotation, molecular function: GTPase activator activity. NCBI's taxonomy places the organism in Eukaryota, Metazoa, Chordata, Chondrichthyes, Orectolobiformes, Hemiscylliidae.